UUUACUGAUCAACUUGGUGAAGUUUUUCUUCUCUUUUCAGGAUGGAGCAGAUGUCAGGGCAGAUGGCGCUGAUGAAAGAAAACUCUGCUGCAGCAGCAUGCGAAAAAUCUCAAGUGUUCGACUGGUGUCCACAGCAGCAGUACCUUUAUCUGACCAGCGGGGGGCGAAACAACACUACCCACACUGCUGCUUCGUCCAUCCAUCCUCUCAUUCCUCUCCUGCUCUACAGCGACAGACAUUUCCCGCCAUCCUCCCCGUACAAUCAGCCAAUCGGUUCAUCCGGUCCCCGACAGGCGGACGGCUACUCCAGGACACACGCCUGUUACCAAGGCAAUGGCGCUACUGGGCACCCGGCGGUGAAGAAGCCUCUGAACGCCUUCAUGCUCUACAUGAAGGAGAUGAGACACAAAGUGCUGCAGGAGGGACGAGAGAGAGAGAGCGCCGCCAUCAACCGCAUCCUGGGACGCAGGUGGAACGCUCUGUCUCGCUCUGAACAGUCCAAAUAUUACGAUCUGGCCCAGAAGGAGCGGAUCCUCCACAUGGAGCUUUAUCCGGGCUGGUCGGCCAGAGACAACUACGGUCAGAGGAAGAGGAAGCAGCGCUCAGGAAGCUUCUCAGGGUCGGAAUACCAUUCAAAUAAACUAAAAUUUGACUAUGUAAAUACAUCAGGACAGGAAAUAUAAUGCGAUAGAAAAAUACUUUGAAAUAAAUCAAAUUAAAUAAACACUUUCUCCUCUUUGUAAAGUGUUUGUGAGAAAUAGUGAAUAUUAAAGGGUUCACUCUAAAUCUUAUGGUGGGAGCAGAUAUUCAAUAUAUUUUACACACACACACGUAUUGAUGUGUUUCUGGGGCAAACUGACCUCUGACCUGGUUUGUUGUUUUUACUGCAGCUGGACUCUGAUGUCUGGCGGAGACGACAUGUGACUCGAAACACACUCGCCCUAGUUAUCCUAGUCUGAGUGAGAAAUAAAACAGACUUCAGUGUUUCUGCAGCCUUCAGCAAAUUUAACAUUUGUCAGACGUCAGGUAAAAGAAGGACGAACCAUCAGACCUAUAAUUAUACAACAAGUACAUUGAUUUAUUCACAUUUGUAUCCCGUCUCCUACAGUAUUUCUGAGCUUUACAGUAUCAAUGUGAUUAAAGGAAAAUGUGAAGCAUUUUUUUAAUUUUAAAUGGAAAAAUAAUGACAUUUGUGUUUUUGCUUUUAUUAAAUAUUAAUUUCAAGUCUUGGUCAAAUAUACAUUUGAAAUGUGUAAAAACAAGUUUGUUGGUCAAUUAAUACAAAAUAAAUUUGCAUGUGUGCUCA
Molecule: messenger RNA, 1306 nt
Organism: Limanda limanda (common dab)
Lineage: Eukaryota; Metazoa; Chordata; Actinopteri; Pleuronectiformes; Pleuronectidae
Product: transcription factor 7-like
Exons: 7
Coding region: 42-683 (213 amino acids)
Biological process (GO): canonical Wnt signaling pathway; regulation of transcription by RNA polymerase II
Cellular component (GO): beta-catenin-TCF complex
Molecular function (GO): RNA polymerase II cis-regulatory region sequence-specific DNA binding; DNA-binding transcription factor activity, RNA polymerase II-specific
Source: RefSeq, a predicted model, not a curated record